AGUGUAGAUCUAAUAGCUGAUAAAAUAAUAAUACUAUUUAAAGCGGAACGAAGUACGUACAUGAAGUAGCUGUUUUCAAGAUGGCCAGUGAAUCUAACCUUGCACCAGCAAGCGAGCCAGAAGGUGAUGCAAAUGCACCAGAAAAGGGACAGUUCCAGUACAAACUUGGACCGUUGACUGUCAACUUGAGGGUGCUUCUGGAGCCAAAAGGAUUUCUCAGGAUCAUAUUGCUGUUUGUAGCUCUAUUAGCAUUUGCUCUGACAGCUGGCUUCCACUCGUCCGGUGACUCGAACUCAGUGACAUGUACGAGUAAUCAGACUGGCCUGCCCAACUACACAGCCGCAGUGGACUUCACGUACCCCUAUACGAUCAACAGCUAUUCUGCUCGUGUGCUCACUUCUGACAAUUUCACCAACAAUAACACACAGUGCCGUGGAGCAGGAUCGAUGAAUGUGCUACUGGCCAGCUCCGCCCAGUUCUUUGUUGCCAUGGGAGUGCUCACUAUGAUCUAUGCGGGGGGUGCUAUCGUGGUGUACAUGUUAUUCAUCACUCCAGAGCUGUACCUGGCCAAGUGGAUUGUCAUUGGGGAUUUGUUUGGGACUCUUCUAUUUGGUCUACUCUACACGAUAGCGAGCUUGGCGUGGUCGGUAGGGGCUGCCGAACUCAACACUUAUGUGGCCUCCCUCCUCAACAACUAUGCUGCCAACUGCCUCGUGUGUAGCGCCUCGCUGGGUCUCAUCAACGCCCGGACCCAAUCCUUCACACAACUAGUCAUCUCAGCAAUAUUCGGAUGGCUAGCCUCGUUUAUCUGGCUUGCUAGCUUGUGGUUUGUGUACAAGGACACGGUCUGGCAUAAGGACGCCUCUGGCCCACUGGCCGCCCUCUACGAACAUCAAGCCAACAAGAAAGCGUCCAAGGAAGGUCAAGAUGAGAGAGGGGAAGGCGAGGGAGAUCAGUAGCGUCACAAACACUGAGACUUCUUUUAGAUAUUAGACCUAUAGUAGAUUUUUGUUUUUCUUGUGCUACAGUGGUUUUCCUUACUUUGCAGGCUAUAAAGAGCACUGCAACCACAAUGUAGUAAAUAUAGUAUUUUGGUUGGCUUCUGUUAUGAUUGUUAGUAACAAGCCAACAAAAUUA
Halichondria panicea is the source of this 1137-nucleotide messenger RNA. RefSeq names its product synaptophysin-like protein 1. Lineage: Eukaryota; Metazoa; Porifera; Demospongiae; Suberitida; Halichondriidae. Gene Ontology annotation, cellular component: synaptic vesicle membrane; synaptic vesicle. The record is from RefSeq and is a predicted model, not a curated record. The coding region runs from base 81 to 959 and encodes 292 amino acids. The transcript has 6 exons.